Molecule: messenger RNA, 2121 nt
Organism: Podospora pseudopauciseta
Lineage: Eukaryota; Fungi; Ascomycota; Sordariomycetes; Sordariales; Podosporaceae
Product: cystathionine gamma-lyase cys3
Exons: 2
Coding region: 105-1712 (535 amino acids)
Biological process (GO): transsulfuration
Cellular component (GO): cytoplasm
Molecular function (GO): pyridoxal phosphate binding; carbon-sulfur lyase activity
Source: RefSeq, a predicted model, not a curated record
AUCCGACCAGAAGCGCGGUAGAAGACGGCUUGCUGCGGUACGGACCCUUUGGUUUCCGCCAUGAAAGGCAGGGAGAUAUCCACGUCCUCCAUAAGCGUCACUCAAUGGCGCGAUUUCACGUGGUCAGCCCUUUGUUUAGCCUGUCUUUGCGUCUUCUCGACUACUUCUUUCAAGGAAGCUCGAAGGAACCACUCCUUCGAGAUCUGCCAAGAUCUCCACUGUCUCGGCUUGGCAACAGGAGGGGCACCUCUUUUUCGCUGAUUUCAAAGCGAGCCCUCCAACAAGCAUCAGCUGGAGCAAGGUGUGCCAGGUCGGCUCAGUUUCGGAAUCCCACAGUGUUUUUUAUUUUAAGCCCGCAGGGUCGAUGUCGCGAUUUUUAUAAAAAUCACCCAACGCCUCUACUAUUAAACGUGCCCCCACGCUUCCCCUACAUCACCACCAGAGGCUCACACUCCCCAACCAACAAAACGUACAGGAUGACUAUCACGACACCACCAAGGGCCUCUUCCCCCUCGUCGGGCUUUGGCACCAGAGCCGUCCACGCCGGCUCUGAGCACGAUCCCAGCACCGGUGCCGUGAUCCCCGCCAUCUCCCUUUCGACGACCUUUGCGCAAACGGCCGUCGGCCAACCGGUUGGCGAGUAUGAGUACUCUAGGUCCUCUAACCCUAAUCGCAAAAACUUUGAGGACAUGGUGGCGGCCCUCGAGAACGCCAAGCAUGCCCUCGCCUUCUCUUCCGGUAGCGCCACCACUGCCGUGAUCCUCCAGUCGCUUGCCUCUGGCUCGCACGUCAUCUCUGUCUCCGACGUCUAUGGCGGCACCCACCGUUACUUCACCCAGGUUGCCAAGGCCCACGGUGUGAAGGUCACCUUCACCCCUGAGAUCGAGGUUGACAUCCGCGAGCACAUCACCCCUGCCACCAAGCUGGUAUGGAUCGAGACUCCCAGCAACCCUACCCUCCGUCUCGUCGACAUCCGCGCCGUCGCGACUGCUGCCCACGAGCACGGCAUCAUGGUUGUUGUCGACAACACCUUCCUGAGCCCUUACAUCCAGAACCCUCUUGAUCACGGCGCCGAUAUUGUGGUGCACAGUGUCACUAAGUACAUCAACGGCCACAGCGACGUCGUCAUGGGUGUCGCCGCCUUCAACAGCGAGGAGCUCUUCAAGAGGCUCUCGUUCCUGCAGAACGCCAUCGGCGCCAUCCCCUCGGCGUUUGACUCGUGGCUUGCCCACCGUGGAGCUAAGACUCUGCACCUGCGUGCCCGCGAGGCCACAACCAAUGCGACGGCUGUCGGCCACGCCCUGGAGGCCAGCCCCCACGUCAUCGCGGUCAACUACCCCGGUCUCGACUCUCACCCGCAUCGCGCCAUCGCCAAGAAGCAGCACCGCAACGGCAUGGGUGGCGGCAUGCUGUCAUUCCGCAUCCGUGGGGGUCACGCCGCGGCCGAGCGUUUCUGCCAGCUGACCAGAAUCUUUACACUUGCCGAGUCCCUGGGCGGUGUCGAAAGCUUGUGCGAGGUGCCAAGCAGCAUGACCCACGCUGGUAUUCCUAAGGAGCAGCGUGAGGCUGUUGGUGUCUUUGACGACCUUGUCCGUCUCAGCUGCGGUGUUGAGGAUGCCGAGGACCUCAAGAACGAUGUUCUCCAGGCUCUUGAGCGUGCUGUUGCCGAGACUUCCAACGGCAACGGUACCAAUGGUGUCAACGGUCACUAAACAGGAAUAAAAAGUAAAAGAUAGAAAAGUGGGAAAAUUGAAAAACGAGCGGAAAGGGGGACACGGGAUAUGGCUUCGGGGGACAUAGAGGGGCAUAGGCGUAUUUCGGAUAGGAGUUUGGCUUUGGGGCAUUAGCAUUUCACGAUAGACAUUAGCGCUUUCUUGGUAUUGCUUGCUAUCUUGAUUUUUUCAAGGCAAAAUUCUUUUUCAAUAUCAAAGCUGUGAUGGGGCUGCGGCUUCUGGCGUUGUUGGGCACUUUUGUUGGGUAUACAUGAUGUGAUGGGGUUAUAUGGACAAUGUUCAUUGUUCUGAUAAGCAGGUCUACAUGUGGCUCAUAUUGGCGGUAGUUCGGAGACGGACUGCGUCGAUUCUUUCUAUCUCUUGCUAUAAUCGGUGGGUUCUUGGAUGG